AUGUUCUUGCGGCAUCUUUUAAGUAGCGUGAUUUGUCGCUUACAUCCCUAUGAAAGAGCAAAGUAUUACCGAAUUUACACCGUUGUAUUAAAUCCCAUCAUAACAUCUCUCUGUAUAUUAUUGAUUAAAUUAUUUAUUUAUGAUCCGAUAUUAUUAAAAUUACAACAUGAUCAUCAACACAUUUCUAAUCGGGAAUCAUACAUUGAUUUUUCAAAGUUACUCUUCUAUCAACUAUUUGGACGUUUAGCGUUAUACUUGAAUUCAUAUCUGUCAUUAUUCGAAAUGAUUGUUUUGAUUUUGCUUGUUCCGAAUAGCUGGACUUUGAUUUAUGUCAUUAACGCGAAUAGAAUUUCAUUUUCGGGAUACACUUGGAUGUUCUUUGUCUUUUACAAUGUAGCAAGCGCACAUAAUUUGAUUACGUAUGGCAAAGAGCUAUUUUUCACUCUUGAUGAAUUUAAUACAGCAAUGGAAGAAAUACAGCGAUCGAAUACAUUACCAACAUCUUCCUCAUCAUCAACCAAUACCCUAAAUUCCUCUGUUACUUCUCCAAUGCUGAAAGGUCCUUUAAGCUCAAUGAAUUUACAACAAUUAUUACUAUUCCAAAAAGAUUUAAAUUCAGAAAUAGAAAAGCGACGUGUGUCACAGAAUCAAGAAGUGUCUCAAAUUAAUGAGUUAGAUUUAAUUUCAAAAGUGUGCGUGGUCUGUCGAUCGAAACAACCCUGCUAUAGGUUUAAGCCAUGCUAUCAUACUUGCGUUUGUGAGGAUUGCGUGUUGAGCUAUUGUGAAGUUCAACAGGAUGACAACGAUCAUGUAAAAGCAGAGGACGAAGAUACUUUCUUCCAAAAUUUGAUAUUUAAAGCUAAAUCUUUUGCUACUGACAUGUGUCCUAUUUGUAGGAUGCCAAUUACAGGUGUAGAAUACUACAAGCAUUACACACCUCAUCAUAAGAUUUCUCCAGAAGAGUUUCAUGUGAAUGGUCGCAUGCGAGGUUAUCAAGAAACGAUCAAGUUGAUCCAAAAUAUUCGAGAAAAUCCAACGCUGAAAGAUCGGUUGUUGUACUGCACGCAGUACUUUAAACUAUUUGAAUGA
This is a messenger RNA of Naegleria fowleri, 1089 nucleotides long. RefSeq lists its product as uncharacterized. NCBI's taxonomy places the organism in Eukaryota, Heterolobosea, Eutetramitea, Acrasida, Naegleriidae. The transcript has 2 exons. The record is from RefSeq and is a predicted model, not a curated record. The coding region runs from base 1 to 1089 and encodes 362 amino acids.